CCUCUGAAGACACUUCAAAGUCUCUUAACAAAGUUCCAAAUUACAUCUGAUAUACUCUACAGGAAAAGGAGAGCAGAAUCAUGUUGACAUGUUUCAGAGGCAAUUUCAGGCACUGGAGACCACAUAACAAGGGGAAGACGAGAAACCUGUUUCAUCUAUUGCCAACUGACAUCUUGUUUGAUGAAAUACUUGCAAGGAUUGUCGUUGAAGAUGAAGGUCCCAAAAAUUUAUGUCGCCUCUCUUGCGUAUGCAAGUUGUUGUAUGAAGCAUCAAACGAAGCCGUAAUUUUGAGGAAAACUAAGAUAUGUCUGACUUCUUCCUUAGAGGAACUGUCUAAGUCCUACCGAAACUUCGUCUUCAAAUGUUCCAGCAUGGGCAAUAUACGCGCACUCGCAGCUAUAACAGCAAGCUAUGGAUGUUUCGUCGGCUCAGCAGGUGAGGAACAAUUUCUGAUGGAACGCCUGCACGCGUCGUAUUUCCUGGGGUUGAUCUUGUUCGAGUCUCCAAGCACAAGGAAAGAAUCUUAUCGCUGUCUUGCAGCGACCAUUGCUUUCGAGAACUCACAGCACCUUGCUAACUUUAAGCUGAAUGCAAAGAGAUAUCUAGCAAGUUUUGGCAUCAAUCGACCCUUGAACCGUCUUGAAAUUUCUUGUGGUACUGAGGAAUGCGGUUGCCGGUGGAUUGGGAAGGGAUAUCCUCCUGAGUUUCUUGACAAGCAAACCUGGCUUUCUUUCAAGUGCAUGCUUGGUUACCAUUAUGAGAUGUUCAGACUUGCUGCUGCAGCUGACUUCCAGCAGGACCAAUAAAUCAUUUCCAUUAGCCAUCAAAACUUCCUUCUGGAUCUUAAUUCCCUUUUUUUUCCCCUUUUUACUUGCUUAGAGGCAUUAUAAGAUAUCAUGAAAAGCAUUUUCAUAAGACUGGCACUGUUCAGUGGUUCGUCUGUAAUUAAUUUUAUAAGUUUAA
Theobroma cacao (cacao) is the source of this 963-nucleotide messenger RNA. RefSeq lists its product as uncharacterized. Lineage: Eukaryota; Viridiplantae; Streptophyta; Magnoliopsida; Malvales; Malvaceae. Gene Ontology annotation, molecular function: protein binding. The record is from RefSeq and is a predicted model, not a curated record.